Messenger RNA from Meriones unguiculatus (Mongolian gerbil), 2076 nucleotides. It is a transcript of the gene Lpcat2, whose product is annotated as lysophosphatidylcholine acyltransferase 2. Gene Ontology annotation, cellular component: endoplasmic reticulum. The record is from RefSeq and is a predicted model, not a curated record. The coding region runs from base 530 to 1801 and encodes 423 amino acids. The transcript is spliced from 14 exons. NCBI's taxonomy places the organism in Eukaryota, Metazoa, Chordata, Mammalia, Rodentia, Muridae. Gene Ontology annotation, molecular function: calcium ion binding; 1-acylglycerophosphocholine O-acyltransferase activity.
GGAGUCUAGCGGAGGAGACCUCUGAGAGGAUCAGGAAUCCGAAGGGGAGGCGUCUGAAGAGGUCACUGCUCUGACGCUUUGAGGGUACGGCGGGUGUGACUAGGAAUUUGUCCGACGGGACAGAUCUGAAGGGGGAGGCGUUAGAGGAAUAGUGAGUCUGGAGGGGCAGGUUGUCCGAGUGAGGUGUGGAAUCCGGGAAGGAAAAACAUCCGAGGAAGGAGGAGCUGUGGCUCUGACUGGAGAGGGUCGUGAGGGGCGGACAGGAGGAUGUGAGAAUUGAGGACACUGCGGGGAUGAGGUGAUCCGAGGGACAGGAAAACGAGAAGAUGCGGAGAAGAUUGUUCUUCUUGGAAUUAUUCUGCUUCCAGUUCGUCUUUUAUUGGUUGCAUUAAUUUUGUUACUGGCAUGGCCAUUUGCUGCAAUUUCAACAGCAUGCUGCCCUGAAAAGCUGACCCAUCCGAUAACUGAUUGGAGGAGGAAGAUUUCGCAUCCCGCUUUGAAGUUUCUGGGCCGCGCACUGUUCUUCUCGAUGGGAUUCAUGGUUACGGUGAAAGGGAAGAUUGCAAGCCCACUGGAAGCGCCCAUUUUUGUUGUUGCCCCUCAUUCCACGUUCUUUGAUGGAAUUGCCUGUGUUGUAGCCGGCCUGCCUUCUAUGGUGUCGCGCAACGAGAAUGCACAGACCCCUCUCAUUGGCAGACUGUUACGGGCUGUGCAGCCGGUUUUGGUGUCCCGUGUUGACCCGGACUCCCGAAAAAAUACAAUAAAUGAAAUAAGAAAGCGAGCGACGUCGGGAGGGGAAUGGCCGCAGAUACUAGUUUUCCCAGAAGGUACUUGUACUAAUCGCUCCUGUUUGAUUACUUUUAAACCAGGAGCCUUCAUCCCAGGAGUGCCAGUACAGCCCAUCCUCCUCAGAUACCCAAACAAGCUGGAUACUGUGACCUGGACAUGGCAAGGAUAUACAUUCAUCCAGCUGUGUGUGCUCACUUUCUGUCAGCUCUUCACAAAGGUGGAAGUUGAGUUUAUGCCUGUUCAAGCGCCAAGUGAUGAAGAAAAGAACGAUCCUGUUCUUUUUGCCAGUAGAAUUCGGAAUUUAAUGGCAGAAGCUUUGGGAAUACCAGUAACGGACCAUACCUACGAAGACUGCAGGCUGAUGAUCUCAGCGGGACAGCUAACGCUGCCUAUGGAGGCUGGGCUGGUAGAAUUUACUAAGAUUAGCCGGAAACUCAAGUUGGACUGGGACAGCAUUCGUAAGCAGUUGGACGAAUUUGCAUCUAUUGCCAGUUCCUCAAAAGGAGGCAGAAUUGGAAUUGAAGAGUUUGCAGAAUAUUUAAAGUUACCUGUUUCAGAUGUCUUAAGACAACUCUUUGCACUCUUUGACAGGAAUAAUGAUGGCAGUAUUGACUUCCGAGAGUAUGUGAUCGGCCUGUCUGUCUUGUGCAACCCUGCCAACACAGAGGAGAUUAUCCAGGUGGCAUUUAAGCUCUUUGACGUUGAUGAGGACGGCUACAUAACAGAGGAGGAGUUUUGCACCAUUCUGCAGGCUUCUCUUGGAGUGCCUGACCUUGAUGUUUCUGGUCUCUUCAGGGAAAUUUCCCAGGGGGACUCAGUCUCCUACGAGGAAUUCAAAAGUUUUGCCCUAAAGCACCCAGAAUAUGCCAAGAUAUUUACGACAUACUUAGAUCUCCAGACAAGCCAUGUAUUUUCGUUGCCGGAUGAAGUACAGACAGCUCCCUCUCUGGCUAGUAAUAAAGUCAGCCCCGAGAACCAUGAGGAGGGCAUCUCGGACAAAAAGGUUGACUGAAUGUGACAGUGUUCCCAGUGAGAACAGGUGACCUGGGAAAGGUGUUUAUUGAUAACCUUGUAAACGUGCUUAUCAACUACUGUUGUCCAAAAUAGAGAGCUCUUUUUUACUAAAAUGGUAUAUUUUCCUCCUAAAAUGUUUUUAUUAACCUGCAUAUAUCAAGUAAGCUCCUUUUGUUUUAUAUUGUGCUUUACUGGUUGUGUUAACUGGUGAUAAAGUGCUGUAUAUUUUUAUGGAUUUUUCAUAAUAAAUAAAUUCAUUGGUCUCACUCUGUA